Ogataea haglerorum is the source of this 1197-nucleotide messenger RNA. RefSeq lists its product as uncharacterized. Bases 1 to 1197 code for a protein of 398 amino acids. The transcript has a single exon. Gene Ontology annotation, cellular component: cytoplasm. The record is from RefSeq and is a predicted model, not a curated record. Gene Ontology annotation, biological process: sulfur compound catabolic process. NCBI's taxonomy places the organism in Eukaryota, Fungi, Ascomycota, Pichiomycetes, Pichiales, Pichiaceae. Gene Ontology annotation, molecular function: sulfonate dioxygenase activity.
AUGGUUGUUCCACUUACUGUCUACAGCAACAGCGACAUCCACUUCAGAAAGGGAGAAGACACCAUCCGGAAUGGAGUCUACUCUAUCUCUGAUGAGAACUACAAGCGUCUCAAGUAUCCAGACUGGACUCCUACUUGGGACCCUAAGCACCAAAUGGCUUUCACCAACCCUAAGCCAUUCAGACAUACCGACAGAGCCUACUUUGGGGACCCUACUUUCCAAAGCUUGCUCUCUGGUGAAAACGUUCAAACCAGAAAGCUUAGUCCUAAGCUCGGAACUGAGGUCACUGGCGUGCAGUUGAGCGCACUCACCGCUAGACAAAAAGACGAUCUCGCCUUGCUUGUGGAGCAGAGAGGUGUUGUCGUCUUCAGAGACCAGGACUUCAAGGACCAAUCAUUCGACUUUAUCAAGGACUGGGGUAGACAUUUCGGUCCUUUGCAUGUCCAUCCAACCUCUGGAGCUCCUCUGGGACAGCCUGAGUUCCACAUCACUUUUAGAAGAGGAAGCAAGGAUGAGGCCAAAAAGACUUUUGCCAACAAGCUGAACAACAUCACGUGGCAUUCUGAUGUCACGUACGAGACCCAGCCUCCUGGAAUCACUCUGUUUGGUAUGUUGCAAACUGAUGUUGGUGGAGACACGCAGUUCCUUGACACUAUAGAGGCUUACGAAAGACUCUCGCCAACCAUGAAAAAGCUGUUGGACGGCCUCAAGGUUCUGCACACAUCAAAGGACCAGGCUUCCAAUGCCCGGCAGCAGGGAGGCAUUGAGAGGAAAACUCCAAUUGACUCAAUCCACCCACUGGUCAGAUACCACCCUGUCCUAAAGAAGAAGUGUUUGUUCGUCAACAGAAACUUCUCUAGAAGAAUCCUGGGUCUCAAAUUAGAGGAGAGCCAGGCCCUGCUUGAAUUCUUAUUCAGACACCUUGAGACCUGUCUGGAUGCUCACAUCCGUGCGCAGUGGGACGAGAGAACCAUCACCAUCUGGGACAAUCGUCGCUUGCUGCACACAGCCACGCUGGACUGGGACUCCGACAACUUGAGACAUGCGUUCCGGUUGACCACCAUAGCCGAGAGACCAGUUGGUAGCGAGGAGGAAUUCAAUGAAUGGACCGAGGAGUUGGAGGAGGAAAAAAUCAAGCGCACAGAGGAAGACUCUCUCAUUCCACCAUACGAGUAUUACGAGAGAUACUACAAAUAA